Molecule: messenger RNA, 1287 nt
Organism: Ustilaginoidea virens
Lineage: Eukaryota; Fungi; Ascomycota; Sordariomycetes; Hypocreales; Clavicipitaceae
Exons: 2
Coding region: 1-1287 (428 amino acids)
Biological process (GO): ubiquitin-dependent protein catabolic process
Cellular component (GO): cytosol
Molecular function (GO): polyubiquitin modification-dependent protein binding
Source: RefSeq, a predicted model, not a curated record
AUGGCCGACGUUGCCGAGCCGAGUGGCGAUGCGCAGGUUACCUUCAAGGUCAAGACGUCUUCGGACCGCAACCAUACCCUCACCAUGGCCGAAUCAGCAACGGUUCUGGAACUCAAGACCAAGCUGGCUGGCGAGGAGUUCGAGAACAUACCCAUCGAAAGGCAACGGCUCAUCUACUCGGGGCGCGUCAUGAAAAAUGACGAUACCCUUGGCACCUACAGGAUAAAGAACAACAACACCAUCCACAUGGUCAAAAGUGCUGCGAGCAACCCAGCCCAGACCUCGGCUUCCGGCCCGACCCCAAGGGCUGUCCCGGAGAGCAUCUCAGCAGGCACCAACCCCAGCGACCCCUUGGCUGGUCUUACUGGCGCUCGCUACGCCGGCCAUCAAAUCAACCUGCCCGGGAUGGACAUGUUUGGACCGGAUGGUGGUAUGGGCCCUCCUAUGGACGAGGAACGUAUUCAGCGCAUGAUGUCGGACCCAAAUGUUCAGCAGUCCAUGAACGAAGCCUUAAGCAACCCUGACUUUGUCAACAUGCUCAUCGAGUCGAAUCCCAUGCUUCGAAACAUGCCCAAUGUCCGGGAGAUUAUAUCCUCACCGUUCAUGCGACAGAUGUUGACCGACCCCCAGAUGAUGAGCCAAGCUAUGCGCAUGCAACAAAACAUGCGUGGCAACGAGUCCUCCUUUCCUGCGCCGGGAGCCACUGACACAACGCCCACUGGCGCUACGGCCGGCAGUGCGUCGGACGGUGUGAAUACCGAUCAGCAGCAGAACUUGUUGAUGAAUCCCUUCAUGAUGCCCGGCAUGAUGGGGAGCGCUGCAGGUAACAAUGGCCCGAAUGACAUCAACAUGGCUCAAAUGCUUCAAACCCUAAGCAGCAUGGGCAUCAAUCCCGUGGCUGCUCCGGCAUCAACCGCACGCUCGGGCACUCCUGGCGACGGGCAAGGAAACGCUCAAGGAUCGCAGCCUCACGAUGCCCAGAAUGCUCAGAACAGCCAGGGUGCAGCCAAUCCCUUUGCGGCUCUGUUCCCUCAAGGUGGGGGCAACGCCGCCAACAUUUUCGGAAUGAGUCCCGAGAUGAUGCAGCAAAUGAUGCAGAUGCUGGGCGGCGCCCCUGCGCCUACUUCGCCGCCCGACGACCGACCUCCCGAGGAGAGAUACGCAGAGCAGCUCCGCCAAUUGAACGACAUGGGGUUUUACGACUUUGACAGAAACAUUGCCGCCCUUCGACGGAGCGGAGGUAGCGUGCAAGGAGCCGUGGAGCACCUGCUGAGUGCUACUGAUUAG